AUGAACGUGAGCCGACCGGCGGUUCACCCGGUGGAUACGGUUCCGGUAGCUCCGCCCGGUAACGAAAGACCUCCACCGAGGAUGAAGGAUAUUCAAGGCAUGCCCGGAACCACCGGCGGUCUCAUCCUCCGCCUAUCUCAAUUCGUUCCUGCUCUCAUCUCCGUCUCCGUCAUGAUCACCAACUCCGACUACCGCUUCGCCACGGCUUUUUGUUGCUUGGUUCUUGCGGCUAGCUUGCAAAGCCUGUGGAGCUUGUCUCUUUUUAUCAUCGAUGCUUAUGCGCUUCUCGUCAAAAGAAGCCUUCGAAAUCUCUUGAUUGUUCAGUGUUUCACAGUUGGAGAUGGAAUCACAUCCACACUUACUUUUGCAGCUGCAUCUGCGUCAGCUGGCAUAACCGUACUCAUCAACGAUCUUGAGAGAUGUGACGUUAACCAGUGCACAAGGUUUGAGACUGCCGUAGCAAUGGCCUUCAUCAGCUGGUUCGCAGUGUCUCCUUCCUUUAUUCUCAACUUCUGGUCAUUAGCAAGCUUCUAAUUAGCAUACAAAGAUAAUGUUCAGAGGAAUCUUAUUUAAUCUAUUUUUCCUAGUAUAUAAUGUAAAUAAAGGGUGGAGUAUAAUUAUCCUUCGAAUUAGCCAAUGCUUUGAACACAUUAUAUUAUUACAUUGAGAAAAUCAUAGUAUUAAAGAACUGACACUGCGUUCUUGGUCAGACACUACGAUGAGGAAUGUUAUGUGACAUCUACUAAAAACUCAAGGAUAUCUCUGGAAAUUUCCUCUCUCGUAGUCUUAUAGUAAACGGAAAUGGGGGAAAUGAAUACUAACAAAUUAAGUUAGUGGAGAUAUCCGGUGUCCGAUGAGGAGUGGGAGCUGAC
Eruca vesicaria subsp. sativa (arugula) is the source of this 872-nucleotide messenger RNA. NCBI's taxonomy places the organism in Eukaryota, Viridiplantae, Streptophyta, Magnoliopsida, Brassicales, Brassicaceae. The record is from the annotation of a GenBank genome assembly.